CCGCUGAAUCCGUAGAAGAAGAAAAACUAGCCAACCUUCCCGAGCGUCCACAUGUGACUGAACCAUGAACACAUGAACACAUGCUGAUUAAUGUCAGGAGAAACCUCUACGUGAAGUCUAAAGCCUCCACCGAGUCAUCGACUUCAUGUUUGAGAAGAAGACAGUGUUAAAAGAUGUUGAGUGAUUCAGAGGUUGCAGAGCUGCUCUCCUUCCUGAGCCCUCGAACACGACCUGAUGUCAAAGGUCAGGCCACGGGGUACAUCCUGGGACUGUCAGGAAACAGUGACGGCUGCCGCUUCUUCCGCUCUAAACCGGACCUCCUCACGGCCCUGUUCGCUCUGACCUCUGACCCCUCCAUCGCUAUCGUGAAGGACUGUUUCCACAUCUUCAUCAACCUGUCAGCUGACGAGACUCUGCACCAGGUUUUGGUGGUGGACAUCAAUGUUGUUCCAGUGUUGUUAAAGAACCUUCAGGAUCCCGAGUACCCGUUCUCUGAUCAGAUCUGCACCAUCUUAUCCAACCUGAGCCGAUUCGAGAAGACUUGCAAGAAGGUGUUCAAGAUCCUUCAGGAGGAGGCCGGUCUGGCUCAGCUGGUUGAGAUCUUCUGCACUGAAGGUUACAACAAGAAGGCCAAACUCCACUACCUUGGUCCUCUUCUGUCCAACCUGACCCAGCUACCCGAGACCAGGAGCUACAUACUGGACAAAGAGAGAUGUGUCGUCCAGAGGUUGCUGCCCUUCACUCAGUUCCAGGCGUCAGUGGUGAGGAGAGGCGGAGUCAUCGGAACCCUGCGCAACUGUUGCUUUGACCACAGCUGUCAUGAGUGGCUGCUGAGCGACGCUGUGGACAUCUUGCCCUUCCUCCUGCUGCCGCUGGCCGGACCAGAGGAGCUGACGGAUGAAGAAAACGAAGGUCUACCUGUAGACCUGCAGUACCUCCCCGAGGACAAGGAGAGAGAAGACGACCCAGACAUCCGGAAGAUGCUUCUGGAAACACUGAUCCUGCUCACAGCGACCAAACCGGGCAGGACGAUGCUGAAAGAAAAGAACGUUUACCCGAUCAUCAGAGAGUUUCACCGCUGGGAGAAGGACGUCCAUGUUGGAGCGGUGUGUGAGAAACUGGUCCAGGUGCUGAUUGGGGACGAGCCAGAGCAGGGAAUGGAGAACCUGAUGGAGGUGGAGAUUCCAGAGGACGUGGAGGAGAAACUGAAGGAGGCUGACGUCAGAGAGAAACAGGAGCUGGAGGAAGAGCAGGAGAGGAUGAGACAGGAGGAAGAGAAGGAGAAGGCUGCAGAGGGGACAGAGGAAGAGCAGGUGACUGGACUGAUACGAUGAAGGAGUCAGUGACGUCUCUGAGAUCAUGACGGGACACUUACAGGUCUGCAGAGGCCAGAGACGAUAUUUAAGACGACAGGAGGGUUUAAUGGCUCCGACAGACAUCAGCUCAAACCUGAAACACGUCAUUGAACGGUGUCAUCAUCCGUCUGAACUUGGACUCGUGUUUCAUAAUGUCUGACAGUUAUGAGAGAGCAAAAGUUUUAACUCCCGUUCAUGCUGUUAUAAUUCCUUAUCUGUCCCAAACCGUGAGGAGAGGAGACUGAGGGACGGACCUGACGGGAGAACAGGCUGUACCACAUGAGAAACUAUAAUGAAAGUGUGAUUGAUCAUCUUCUGUUCAAAUCCUGGGAUUUAUCUUAAAGAACAUUUUUGUAACUAUU
Molecule: messenger RNA, 1717 nt
Organism: Notolabrus celidotus (New Zealand spotty)
Lineage: Eukaryota; Metazoa; Chordata; Actinopteri; Labriformes; Labridae
Gene: hgh1
Product: HGH1 homolog (S. cerevisiae)
Exons: 10
Coding region: 174-1334 (386 amino acids)
Source: RefSeq, a predicted model, not a curated record